CCUGCGCCCCACAGGCGCGGAGAGGCUGCCCGGCUGCAAUGUCAAGCGGCGGCGUCAUCGCUACUGCAGGCGCCCGGCACCUGUCACAGCCACCCCAGGAGGCACAGGGCCCGCGGCCCGCCAGGGAGCCGGAUGGGCAGCGCCAUGGAGCCCCCCGGGGGCGGGUACCUGCACCUGGGCGCCGUGGCGUCCCCCGUGGGCACGGCCCGGGCGCUGCAGCUGGCCUUCGGCUGCACCACCUUCAGCCUGGUGGCCCACCGCGGGGGCUUCGCGGGCGUGCAGGGCACCUUCUGCAUGGCUGCCUGGGGCUUCUGCUUUGCCCUGUCGGGCCUCGUGGUGGCCUGUGAGUUCACCCGCCUCCACAGCUGCCUGCACCUGUCCUGGGGCAACUUCACAGCGGCUUUCGCCAUGCUGGCCACGCUACUGUCGGCCACGGCCGCGGUCAUCUACCCGCUCUAUUUCACCCGGCUGGAGUGCCCGCCCGAGCCCGCGGGCUGCACAGCCAGGGACUUCCGCCUGGCGGCCAGCGUCUUCGCCGGGCUGCUCUUCCUGGCCUACGCCGCGGAGGUGGCCCUGACCCGGGCCCGGCCAGGCCAGGUGACCAGCUACAUGGCCACGGUCUCAGGGCUCCUCAAGAUCGUCCAGGCCUUCGUGGCCUGCAUCAUCUUUGGGGCACUGGUCUACGACAGCCGCUACGGGCGCUACGUGGCCACCCAGUGGUGUGUGGCUGUCUACAGCCUGUGCUUCCUGGCCACGGUGGCCGUGGUGGCCCUGAGCGUGACGGGCCACACGGGGGGCCUGGGCUGCCCCUUCGACCGUCUGGUGGUGGUGUACACCUUCCUGGCCGUGCUUCUCUACCUCAGCGCCGCUGUCAUCUGGCCUGUCUUCUGUUUCGACCCCAAGUAUGGUGAGCCUGGGCGGCCCCCCGACUGCCCAAGAGGCAGCUGCUCCUGGGACAGCCAACUGGUCGUGGCCACCUUCACCUACGUCAACCUGCUCCUCUACAUUGCCGACCUCGCCUACUCCCAGAGGAUCCGCUUCGUGCCCACCCUGUAGCUCUGCAGGAAGCCGCUGCCCACCCGAGCUCUCCAGGGGCUGCGGCUCCGUGAGGGGACCCAGGCCCGUGACCUCCGAGCAAGCAUCGUUCACCCGGCCACGACCACCAGGGCCCACUGGGCUGUCACCCGCCCCGCUCCAGCCAGCCUCUCCCGCUCAAGAGCUCAGACGGGGCCACCCCAAAGCAACCUGCAGGAGGGCCCCUGAGAUGGCAGCAGCCUUGAGCCAGAAUAAACGCCAGUGUUGACUUGCA
Messenger RNA from Canis lupus familiaris (dog), 1309 nucleotides. RefSeq names its product myeloid associated differentiation marker like 2 (gene MYADML2). Lineage: Eukaryota; Metazoa; Chordata; Mammalia; Carnivora; Canidae. The record is from RefSeq and is a predicted model, not a curated record. Gene Ontology annotation, cellular component: membrane. The transcript has 2 exons. The coding region runs from base 133 to 1056 and encodes 307 amino acids.